CGUACUUCCGGUUGUGAGUUUUUCUUCCGUAAUGCAUGACCUUGCGUAAUUCCAGAACGCUCUGGAAAAACUACCGUAUCCAACUCAAGUCGCAUAGGAGUGGACGUUAAUAAAACACAAAAUGCUGGCGGCAAGGAUAGUUUGCCUGCGAACAGUCCCUGUGAUGGGAAUUCGCACGGCGUUGACGCAGGGAUCUCCUGCUUUGAGGACGUCUGUCAACAAGACGUAUCAGCCACUUGUCAAGCAAAGCCAGAACUACUCCACCAGAACCAGAUUUGGCUUCCGCCGCUCAAAGACCUCCAAGGAACAGCUUCAUGAAGCAGCAUUUGAGCCAGCCACCGAGACCGCCAUGAAAAUUGACAACGUGGGCAAGAUGGUGUUGGCUGGAGGAGCGGCUGUAGGAAUGGGAGCUCUGUGCUACUAUGGACUGGGGAUGUCAAACGAGAUCGGAGCCAUUGAGAAGUCUGUCAUCUGGCCCCAGUACGUGAAGGACCGCAUCCACUCCACCUACAUGUACUUUGCCGGCAGCGUGGGGAUGACUGCCCUGUCAGCCGUGGCAGUCAGCAGGACACCGGCCCUCCUCGGCCUCAUGAUGAGGGGCUCCUGGCUGGCGAUCGGAGCUACGUUUGCUGCCAUGAUUGGAGCCGGCAUGCUCGUGCGGUCCAUCUCCUACGAGCACAGCCCUGUCCCCAAGCACUUGGCCUGGCUACUGCAUGCAGGCGUGAUGGGUGCGGUGGUGGCCCCCAUGACCCUGCUUGGCGGGCCCCUGAUGAUGCGUGCCGCCUGGUACACGGCGGGCAUCGUGGGCGGCCUCUCCACUGUCGCCAUGUGCGCCCCCAGCGAGAAGUUCCUCAACAUGGGAGGACCCCUCGCAGUCGGAUUCGGGGUGGUCUUCGCCUCCUCCAUAGGCUCCAUGUUCCUGCCCCCCUCCUCUGCGAUGGGCGCGGGCCUGUACGGUAUAGCGGUGUACGGAGGCCUGGUCCUCUUCAGCAUGUUCCUCCUCUACGACACACAGAAGGUCAUCAAGAGAGCAGAGACACACCCACUCUACGGCGUGCAGAAAUACGACCCCAUCAACGCGUGCAUGGGCAUCUACAUGGACACCCUGAACAUCUUCAUGAGGCUCGUCAUGAUCCUGUCUGGAGGCGGCAACCGCAGGAAGUGAUGUCAUAAGCAGAACUCUAUGAAGCUCAGUGGAGGCUAACAGUCAUCUCCCAGCACUUAGACCUCGUCCAACCUGCAAACCUAUAUCUACACAUCUAUCUUUUACAUCAGAGAUUCUCUUUUGCUCAGAUACAGACACCGAGCAAAUAAAAAAAAAACUAGAGGAUGAGUGAGGUGGUUGAGUUUUGUCGUCAGGUUGCACAGCGUUGCCGCACGUGUAAAUAAGAAAGUGGAAAUUGCCAAGGGGGCGUUCCAGAAAAGUGGAAGAGUAACCGUGCAUUCAUGUGCCCUCGGAAGUUGAUAUUAUACCGUCUCGGAAACUCGGUAUAUAGUGUAAAAUACCGCGAGGGGGGAUGGGAUGUGUCCUUCUCAUGUCUGCGUUUGGCAUUUAUCAUAGUUCUCAGAGCACAUGAAUGCACGGUAAGACACACAAGUGAACUCAAACCAGGUGAUGAACCUCACAACAGAAGAGCCUUAUUGCUUUGUUUUGCCUAGAAAACUAAGCCCUCUGUUAUGGGGUUAGCUACUUGUUCUGAGUUGGCAUGUGACAUAACCGGCUUUCUGGAUAGCCCCCAUAAUGCCAUGGUUUUGUUAUUGUUUUUGUAAGUAUUGAAAGGUGGCCUAUUUUUAACAGCAUGAUAACCUAUGGUGUAGGGCAACAGCAAAUCAUUGGUAACACCUUCAAUAAAAAAAAGGUCUUAGAUAUACAAUCUUGUUGAUGGGAAAGAAAUAUUUUAUUUUGCUAUUUAUUUAAGAUGACUGAUAAUUUUGCUUCUGUAAGCCAUAAAGGUUAUAAUCUGGUAUGACCCUACCAUUAAUACCUCUCUUCAUUCGUAGAGAAGUAUUAUGGGCAGGUCAUACCAGGCCACAAAAAGUUAGACCGUGAGGAAGCUCUACUGCAGUCUAGUUUCCUUUUGUUUCCGGCUAUUUAGCACGUUCAGGAGAUCGAUUUCCAAAGAUGGCAGUUAAGGUUACGUCUCCAGACGUGGUAGAGGAAUACAUGUAUUGACUUAUGGUGAUUCACCUACACAUUGUCUCGUUUUGAUUACACCAAUAAAGUUUAACAGAUAUGGGA
Messenger RNA from Engraulis encrasicolus (European anchovy), 2239 nucleotides. It is a transcript of the gene ghitm, whose product is annotated as growth hormone inducible transmembrane protein. The transcript is spliced from 9 exons. Gene Ontology annotation, cellular component: mitochondrial inner membrane. Bases 122 to 1165 code for a protein of 347 amino acids. NCBI's taxonomy places the organism in Eukaryota, Metazoa, Chordata, Actinopteri, Clupeiformes, Engraulidae. The record is from RefSeq and is a predicted model, not a curated record.